Molecule: messenger RNA, 348 nt
Organism: Penicillium atrosanguineum
Lineage: Eukaryota; Fungi; Ascomycota; Eurotiomycetes; Eurotiales; Aspergillaceae
Product: Nucleic acid-binding OB-fold
Exons: 3
Coding region: 1-348 (115 amino acids)
Source: RefSeq, a predicted model, not a curated record
AUGGCGGAUUUACUAUACCCGCAAGGCUCCUUGCGUUACUUCUUCUUCCAUGGAAACCAUGGGGACGUCCCUAUCCCUGAAACCGUGACGGUCGAAGCAAAAAUCGUGGCUUUCACCGGGCAGGGUCAAAUUCUUUUCGGCGAAAACUUCGAGAAUAACCCUUCGGUUUACCAUUUCACCAACGGGGUUUACAAAGGCGAUGGCCAGAACGAACGCCCUCUUCCUGCAUCCCAUUUUACAGAAAGACUUCUAAAGAAUGUCUCCGUGCCUACACUUGUUUUGGCUGAAACCCCGAACCACUGCAUGGGAAAUGACUUUGAGACGCCGGAUCCUUUCAUCUACAUGUAG